AUGACGUCAAUCGAUCUGCUCAGCAGCUUGCCGGAUGACGUCAUAUUCCACAUUCUCUCUUUCCUCCCGACAAAGCUCUCAGUGGCGUCCAGCAUUCUCGGAAAAAGAUGGAGGUUUCUAUGGGCCAAUGUACCCUCUCUGCAUCUCGAUCGCGUCAAACUCAACGAGUAUCAACUGGAGACAUUGAUUACAACCGCCUUCGACCGUGGUAUCCGGAAUAUUUAUCUUUAUCUUAAAUUCGAUGCAAUCCCUCGAUCCCUCUUCAACUGCAAAACCAUUGUAGACUUGAAGCUUGGUUAUAGUAUAGUGUCACUCUCUGCUAUGGACAAUGUCUCUCUGCCUAGCCUCAAGAAGUUUUAUGUUUAUAAUGUUGUGUGUGAGAAUGAUGAUGCGCUUCCUCGCUUUCUUUCUGGCUGUCCGUCGCUCGAGGAGUUGAUUAUGGAAUUCAAUUUUGUGUGGAAAGAUGAUUAUGUGGGCUGCAUAAACAUAUCAUCACCCACGAUAAAGAUGCUUCACCUCAUUCCUAUCUUUGGUGGUCGUAGAUAUAGGGUGAUAAUAAAUUCCCCGUCCCUUAGGUAUCUCCAAUUGGAUGCCUAUGACUUGGGGUGUAUAAAAAUUCCUAUAACCAUGAUCUCCUUAGUUGAGGCGGAUAUCAAGUUAGAAACUUGGUUCUCAAAAUACCAAACGGAUUACAAUUCCACUUCCAAGGUGGUGAAGUUUCUUCGUUCUCUGUCUUAUGUAAAGUGCCUAAAGAUAUCAGGUUGGGAAUUUGACGAGUUUAUUCGUAGAGGACUUACUCGUUCAAAUGUGAAGUUUGAUAAUUUAACCAAACUUGAACUCCGAUUGAACUUCAAAUGGAGUUUGCUUGUAAAGUUCCUUAAAGUUGCUGAUAAUCUUCAAGUCCUUAUUUGUCGGCAGGUUUAUUUGGAAAAGGGAUAUUUGUGUCCCGAGCCUAAACAAGUACCUAAAUGCCUAUUAUCAUGUCUAAGAACUAUAAUAUUUAAGUCGAUGUGGUACAACGAGAAUGAAUUUGACAUGAAACCAAAUUCCAAGCGCUUAAAAGAAUUUCAUUGUUUGAGCGAGGAUCCAGCGCAUGUCAGCUGGCCUUCCUUCCAGAUUGUUGAGCGAUUGGCCUGA
Molecule: messenger RNA, 1137 nt
Organism: Striga asiatica
Lineage: Eukaryota; Viridiplantae; Streptophyta; Magnoliopsida; Lamiales; Orobanchaceae
Source: the annotation of a GenBank genome assembly